This is a messenger RNA of Oncorhynchus nerka (sockeye salmon), 4359 nucleotides long. Its product is annotated as dipeptidyl peptidase 9-like. Bases 177 to 2834 code for a protein of 885 amino acids. The transcript has 21 exons. Lineage: Eukaryota; Metazoa; Chordata; Actinopteri; Salmoniformes; Salmonidae. Gene Ontology annotation, biological process: proteolysis. The record is from RefSeq and is a predicted model, not a curated record. Gene Ontology annotation, molecular function: dipeptidyl-peptidase activity; serine-type peptidase activity.
UAGUGUGGCUGAUGAGACGCUAUUCAUUUUAUUACACAUUCUGGGCCAUGGACGCAACCUUUAGCACUAGUAAUAUUUGUUUUUUUAAUCACUAGCUAAUAAAGCCAAGGAUAGUUGGGGAAAUAAGUAGUAGCCGGAUUGGUUGCAGAGUCUGGUCGAGGCUGGUUGGCCGGUGAAUGCACAGAGUGAAGAAAGUGAAGCGUGGGAACAAAACAGAAGGUUACUGGAAAAGUUGUUUAGAAUUGAAUAUGACGGCGGUGGACGGGCUAACAGAGAGCACAGAGGUGGUGGAGAUGGAGGACGUCCCGUCUCAGUUCUACGUGGAGAAGCACUCGUGGGAUGGCCUGCGUGACAUCAUCCACAGCAGCAGGAAGUACUCAGGAAUGAUCGCCAACAAAGCGCCCCAUGACUUCCAGUUUGUGCAGAAAAACGAUGAGUCAGGCCCCCACUCCCAUCGCCUGUACUACCUCGGGAUGUCUUACGGAAGUAGAGAGAACUCACUGCUCUACUCCGAAAUCCCCAAGAAGAUCCGGAAAGAAGCCCUCUUGGUGUUGUCGUGGAAACAGAUGCUGGAUCACUUCCAGGCCACACCGCACCAGGGGGCCUAUUCCCGGGAGGAGGAGCUGCUUCGGGAGCGUAAGCGUCUGGGAGCGUUUGGGAUCACCUCCUACGACUACCACUCCCAGACCGGCCUGUUCCUCUUCCAGGCCAGCAACAGCCUCUUCUAUUGUCAGGACGGGGGAAACAACGGCUUCAUUCAGUCUGCCCCAAUGAAGCCGGUGGAGAUUAAGACACAGUGCUCAGGGACCCGCAUGGACCCCAAGAUCUCCCCAGGAGAGCCCAACUUCAUUGCAUUUAUCAACAACAACGACCUGUGGCUGGCUAACAUCAAGUCUGGGGAGGAGAGGAGACUCACCUUCUGUCACAAAGGUCUGGAUAACGUGAAGGAGGACCCCAAGUCUGCGGGCGUGGCCACGUUUGUGAUCCAGGAGGAGUUUGACCGCUUCACUGGCUACUGGUGGAGUCCAUCUGCUGUAGAGGACUCAGAUGGGGGGAAAACCCUGCAUCUGCUGUAUGAAGAGGUGGAUGAGACGGAGGUAGAGAUCAUUCAUGUUCCCUCUCCAGCCCUGGAGGAGCGGAAGGCCGAUGCUUAUAGAUACCCCCGCACAGGCAGUAAAAAUCCACAAACCACCCUCAAACUGGCAGAGAUAAAGACUAACAACCAAGGCAAAAUCAUGAGCAUCCAAGACAAGGAGCUGGUUCUCCCCUUCACCACCCUAUUCCCCGGUGCGGAGUACAUCGCCCGGGCAGGAUGGACAAGUGACGGCAAAUAUGGUUGGGCCGUGCUGCUGGACCGCAGUCAGAAGAGACUCCAGCUGGUCCUGCUUCCCCCGGCCCUCUUCAUCCCCAUCACAGACGACCCGGCCCAGAGACAGGAGAGCCUGGAGGCCGUGCCCGAGGACGUCCACCCUUACAUUGUCUAUGAGGAGACCACCGACAUCUGGAUCAAUGUUCAUGAUAUUUUCUAUCCGUUCGUUCAAACGUCCGAGGACGACUUCUCCUUCAUAUGGGUGAAUGAAUCCAAAACGGGCUUCAGCCAUCUGUACAAAAUCACGUCAACUUUGCGACCAGGCUGCUACCAAUGGUCAGGAAACUACACACAUACAGAGGGAGACUUUAAAUGUGCAAUCAAGGAGGAGGUGACUCUGACCAGUGGAGAGUGGGAGGUGUUGGCCAGGCAUGGCUCCAAGAUCUGGGUGAAUGAGGCCUCUAAGCUGGUGUACUUCCAGGGCACUAGAGACACUCCCCUGGAGCACCACCUCUAUGUGGUCAGCUAUCAGUCCCCUGGCGACGUGGUCAGACUCACCAAGCCUGGCUUCUCCCACAGCUGCUCCAUAAGUAAGAACUUUGACAUGUUUGUCAGCCACUACUGUAACGUAAGCACUCCCCCCUGUGUCCACGUCUACAAGCUGACCGCCUCAGAGGGAGACCCUCUCCACAUGGUGCCUGAGUUCUGGGCCAGCAUGAUGGAAGCCCCAGGUUGCCCAGGAGACUACAAAUCUCCGGAGAUCUUUGACUUCCCAGGAAAGUCGGGCUUCCAGCUCUACGGAAUGGUGUACAAGCCUCACAACCUCCAGCCUGGCAAGAAGCAUCCCACAGUCCUCUUUGUCUAUGGCGGCCCACAGGUCCAAUUGGUGAAUAACUCCUUCAAGGGGAUGAAAUACCUGCGCCUCAACACCCUGGCCUCCCUGGGAUAUGCUGUGGUGGUCAUCGACGGGAGGGGCUCCUGUCAGAGGGGCCUGGAGUUUGAAGGGGCUCUGAAAAACAAAAUGGGCCAGGUGGAGAUCGAGGACCAGGUGGAGGGGCUGCAGUACGUGUCGGAGAGGUUCAACUUUGUGGACCUGAGUCGCGUGGCCAUCCACGGCUGGUCCUACGGCGGCUUCCUCUCCCUCAUGGGCCUCAUCCAGAGGCCCAACGUCUUCAAGGUGGCCAUAGCGGGUGCCCCGGUGACCGUGUGGAUGGCGUACGACACGGGCUACACGGAGCGCUACAUGGAUACUCCUGAGAACAACCCGCAGGGCUACGAGGAGGGCUCCGUGGCUUUGCACGUGGACAAGCUGCCCAGCGAGCCAAACCGCUUGCUGAUUCUACACGGAUUCCUCGACGAGAAUGUGCACUUUUUCCACACCAACUUCCUGGUGUCACAAAUAAUCCGCGCUGGGAAGCCAUAUCAGCUACAGGUCUACCCCAACGAGCGACACAGUAUUCGCUGCCCAGAGUCAGGAGAACACUAUGAGAUCAUGCUGCUGCACUUUCUACAACAAUACCUCUGAAACCGGGGUGAACCUCCCCCCUCCCCCCGAUAACCCCUCAACCUUGGCAUAGAGACCUCGCACUCUGCAGCCACGCCCAUCCACCCCACAUUUACCGUGAACUGGAGAUCUCACUCCAUUAUGCCUCCACCUCUCUUUCUCUGUUGCCUGCUCUUUCCCUCUCUUUCUCUGUUGCUAGCUCUCUCCCUCUCUUUCUCUGUUGCUAGCUCUCUCCCUCUCUUUCUCUGUUGCUAGCUCUCUCCCUCUCUUUCUCUGUUGCCUGCUCUCUCCCUCUCUUUCUCUGUUGCCUGCUCUCUCCCUCUCUUUCUCUGUUGCCUGCUCUCUCCCUCUCUUUCUCUGUUGCCUGCUCUCUCCCUCUCUUUCUCUGUUGCCUGCUCUCUCCCUCUCUUUCUCUGUUGCCUGCUCUCUCCCUCUCUUUCUCUGUUGCCUGCUCUCUCUCUCUCUUUCUCUGUUGCUAGCUCUCUCCCUCUCUUUCUCUGUUGCUAGCUCUCUCCCUCUCUUUCUCUGUUGCCUGCUCUCUCCCUCUCUUUCUGUUGCCUGCUCUCUCCCUCUCUUUCUCUGUUGCUAGCUCUCUCCCUCUCUUUCUCUGUUGCUAGCUCUCUCCCUCUCUUUCUCUGUUGCCAGCUCUCUCCCUCUCUUUCUCUGUUGCUAGCUCUCUCCCUCUCUUUCUCUGUUGCUAGCUCUCUCCCUCUCUUUCUCUGUUGCCUGCUCUCUCCCUCUCUUUCUCUGUUGCCUGCUCUCUCCCUCUCUUUCUCUGUUGCUAGCUCUCUCCCUCUCUUUCUCUGUUGCCUGCUCUCUCUCUCUCUCUCUCUCUCGCUCUCCCAUUCUUCCUUUCUCUCGCCCCUACAUUAGGGUGGGGGGUAGGGUUAGGUUACCUAAGGUGAUCCAAGGCAGUGUUAUCAAGUUUCACUGUGGAAUGAAAGGAGGACAACAUUAUCUGGAGGCUGAGCCGCAAUCACUCUCCCUUGUUUUCCUCUUCACUGGAACCAUGAUUGUUUUGCCAAAUGUUUUUCUUUUUCCUACAUUUUAUUCACUCAAGUCAGUAGUAGGAGUGGGGUUCCUCAAACAGGAAAUGGAAUAUAGACAGACAGACAGACAGGCAGAGAGAAAGAAUAUAGCUAUAAUACAUACUGUGAGUUUAAGCAUUGGAUGUGGUGUGUAAUGUCUAGCGGAAGAGACCCUGCCUCUACUUGCAUUCAUCAACUAUUUUAAGUGUGUAUUGUUAAAAUAAAAUAUUUGUAUGGAUUCUUAUUAUUUUAUAAUGAGCGUCAAACGAAGUCCCUCAUUGAUAUAAAGUCAUUUUUGCGCCCUUUCUCUAAUCUCGCCUCGCAUUACAUUGCUCAAGGUGUCGGCUUGCCCUCUGAAGAUACAAUAUUUGCCAAAGUACUUCUGACUUCUGAUCAUGCUGUUAUUUUCUUUUUUUACUCCAAUAACGAUGCAAGUGUGAGCAGCCGAGUCUUAAACAGCUUUUUACCACCUGAAUAAAAUUUAUACAUGACGAUGAAUAAAUGUAUAAUGAAAUCUC